This is a messenger RNA of Zophobas morio, 1678 nucleotides long. Its product is annotated as rho GTPase-activating protein 20-like. Bases 57 to 1634 code for a protein of 525 amino acids. Gene Ontology annotation, biological process: signal transduction. The transcript is spliced from 15 exons. NCBI's taxonomy places the organism in Eukaryota, Metazoa, Arthropoda, Insecta, Coleoptera, Tenebrionidae. Gene Ontology annotation, molecular function: GTPase activator activity. The record is from RefSeq and is a predicted model, not a curated record.
AGACUUUUUACGGCUAAAGUUAUAGCGUUAAAGAGUUGGAGGAAUUGAACCAGUUCAUGCGACUUGCAACUAUAGAAAAAUGUUUUGUAAAUUACGAUCUGCAUUUGACUAAAAGAGAAGGUAGCCCUGAAAAAUUGAGGAAGCUGAUAAUGGAUGCCGGAUUUGCAGUUGUUAAGAAAAUUUCCCGUGAUCUUUUGCAUGUUUUUGCUUUUGAUGACGUCAUAAUAUUAGCUAAGCGGGAUAAUUCUAUUCAAACGUCUUUUGUCUAUAAAUUGGAAAAGGAGUGGCCGUAUGAAAACAUUUGGUGCUAUUGGAGCAAAAAUGAUAAAAACGUUUUGGUCCUCGGCCACCCCUCCGCGACUCUCCUUUUGACUCCCGACGACGAAGGGGAGCGAGUCUCCACGUGGUAUUCCGUUCUCACCGAGUUGAUAGCCACAAGAAAGUCCACCGCCGUUGGAUCUACCGGGGAAGUAAAGGUCUACCUUGACGGCCACAGCAAUGUUAAGUCGCCUUACGUGUUUGUAGAGAUUGGACGGAGUUCCACAGCGGACGAUUUUCGCGCACUUGCCUUGCCCCUCUUUGGCAUUAAUGAAAAAAGAUUUACAAAGUAUCUCCUCAUUGAAUCGAUAGGGGAGGUGGAGCGUCGUGUUGCGCCCUAUGAAUGUCCCUUACUUCUACAUCAGUAUUAUCUUCAGGAAAAGAUGGAGUACAAGUUUAUACUUCGCUUUUUUAUUGAGCAAUAUCAGGGUGUUGAUGGCGAAAUAACGUCUCCCAUUCAAACCCCGUCUGGCUUUCCUUCGGUAGAUUCUUCUAGUCACUCGCGCAAGCAGCACAGAAAGUCCAGGAGCACACUUAAACUUGGCAAUAUAAAUGUGUUUAGCAAGAGUUCAAAGUCCAAAGUGCCUUUUCCUGCUGAACUGACGCGCUUCGAAACGGCGGGCUCUACAAAAGACAGUCAAUUUUUUGGCAUAAACUAUUGUGAGUUAGUUGCCAAAAUUUUGAAUAGCGCUAGCAACGAUGACGACACACUAAUCACUCAAAAAGCUGCUGCUUUUGUUCCUGCUCCACUGAAGGAUCUACUGUUUAUAAUUUAUAGGGACGGUCCAUCUACUCUAGGAAUUUUUAGAAAGUCCGCCCACAGCGCGACGGUGCAGCACGUUCAAGAAACUUUGAAUGAAGGGAAUCCCUACGAUGUUCUUUCUCUUGGGGUAAGAGAGGCCGCCUCGCUUAUAAAGGCGUUUUUCCGUUCCCUUCCUGAAUGCAUUUUUUCUACGGAAUACUACAAGGUACUUUUAAGCGUGUCUGAGAGUCCAGAAGAUGAAAAAAUCGCAACAGUGAAGAGCGUUUUAAAUUGCUUACCUAAUCCCUGUUUCUUGCUGGUGUCCAUAUUAUUCCGUGUGCUGCUAGCAGUGGCAAAAAAUGCAGAAAGUAAUAGCAUGACUGUUGAAAACUUGGCCAUCUGCGUUGGUCCCUCACUACUAUUUGAUCCCGAAAAGAUUGUUCCUGAUCCCACCGAACUCUCGGCUGUUCAUAAAAUUGUGGGGACCUUAAUUACUCACUGCAGUAUUUUCUUUGGCUCGGAGACCAUUGAGUGUUUUGAUCUUCAGUUGCAAAACCAAGCCGAAGCUCUCUGAAAUUUAAGUAAUAGCAUUACUCAAACAAAAAUUUUCAUAACUUC